GUAAAAAUGGUUUUUAUUAGAAAUGAGAAAGGAAUUGUGGGACACAAUUUUUUUGAAACGUGUAAAUAGAGUAUUUAAAAGUCUAAUGAGCAGCCAGCUCUGGGUCUCCUGCGCUGGUAGUCAUAGGAUCCCAACGAAUGAAGCGGAUAAUCCGGCAGCUCAAGGCGGAUGGAUCAUCUCCGCCGACAACUUCACAGCGACCUUUCUUCCUCCACGUCCAUCCCUUACCAAUUGACCCGACGCGCGGACUCGGAUUUCACGUCACUGACUGCCAUUCCAGCGCGUGGGAAGCUCUCAAGACCGAGGAAGACCUAGAAGACAUGAGGGACAUUACGGGUAUAGGAGGCUCUUUGUCUGAUUUUGUAGAUUACGUUUUAGCUUCCUUCAAUUCCGAGGAUGUAAAGCUUGUUCUGGAUGGAGACUCCAUGGAGGCUGCCCGUGUUAAAUUAAUUGCUCAGAAAGCAAAGGGAAUGCCCCGAAUCACCAUAUCACUCAGUAAACUGGUCGGUGCUGCUGCAAGUGAGGCCGUGGCUAAUCUCUCCUUGGAGCUCUAUAAAUCAUUCAAGGAUGUCCAGAGUAUGCUUAUUAGUGAGCAAGAACGGUGUUGUCACUUGAGUAAAGCAUUGUCUGUAGAGCAGGAAAAGAGCGAAACUAUCCAGAAGCAACUGGAUGAAUUUAUGUACUCAAAAAGGCAGAACUUGAGUAAUGCAGGCGACAAAUCAUUAUCAGAUGCUCCGGAUAAUAGAGGACAACAGCCCCCAACAAAAGUUGUUAAGCGUGUCGUGCCAACUCAUCGCAGGGCCAAAGUCAGAGGAGUACUUUUGCAGGACACUGAAGAUGAUGAACAACAAAAUUAGGCAAAUUAUUUUUCAAUGCCCCUUCUACAGAUCUCUCUGGUAGCUGAAGACAUUCUUUGGAUUGUGUGGUGUAUUUCGAACGAUGAACAUCAUCACUAGUGUCCUUCUGGGACCGGUUCGACAGUUAUCUGCGAAUUAUUUUCUUCUUCAUAUAAGGACAGGAUCUUGUUUUUAAUUUUUUUUUUGUGUCGGACGGAUGACUUGUUGUGUAAACUUUUUUUUACUUUACACUAUGGAGUCUCUUGGAAAUAGAUUUGCUACAUGUGAGUACGGUUAAUGCUUGCAGACACUCGACUUGCCCAAACCCU
Molecule: messenger RNA, 1165 nt
Organism: Cuscuta campestris
Lineage: Eukaryota; Viridiplantae; Streptophyta; Magnoliopsida; Solanales; Convolvulaceae
Source: the annotation of a GenBank genome assembly